ACCGCGAGAGAGAGGAAACACAUCACACAAAUACCACCACCAGCUAGCAGGAUGAAGGUGGUUUCUAUCUGCACGAUGCGGUACAACCGCGACACAGCGGAGCCUGUGAUGUUGUCACAGGUCAACGAGCUGUCAUCCUACGGCUUCUUUCAGCGCCAGGGAAUUAAGGAGAUGUGCACUUUCUUCAGCAAGACCAUCGUUAAGCGCACGCAACCGGGGCAGCGCCAGAGCGUACAGCACGAAGACUACAACGUGCACGUGUACAUGCGGCAAGACGGAUUGGCGGGGACGGUAACGGCAGAUCUCGAGUACCCACCACGAGUCGCGUUCGUGCUGCUCACGCAGCUGUUGGAGCAGUACUCGGAGCAGGUCUCGUGGCAGUCCGAGAUCAGACACGAGGCCAUUCGAUUCCCUCCGAUGGAGAAAAUGAUUGUGGACUACCAGGACCCGGCGAAGGCGGACAAGAUCACCAAGAUUCAGCGCGAUUUGGACGAGACGACCGAAGUGCUGCACCGAACCAUCGACAACGUGUUGGAGAGAGGGGUAAGGCUGGAUGAGCUCGUGGACCGAUCCGACGACUUGAGCCGACAAUCCAAGAUGUUCUACAAGCAAGCGAGGAAAACGAACAGCUGCUGCGUGGUGAGCUGAUUGGGAAGGGCAUUGAGCGGGUGGCGGGGAAGGAGCUCCUCCGCGCGAAGCCUUGAAGCCUUGGACAAGUCGUCGCAACGAGAAAGAAAGGGUGGCCACGAUCGUUUGUCUUUUUUUGUCUUUAUUUUUUUUCGUGGCAGUCCCGUCCUGGAGCCUGGGUGUGCACUUUUAUCGGGUUCAGCGAUUGUACAUUGGUAAAAGACGUUCAAGUUGAGCUCGCGGGGUUACAUUGGGUCUGCUUUUUUGUGUUUGUUUCCCCCAAAGGUAUCUAGCGCCCUCGCCGCCACCACGGCGGCCGCCGCCGGGCUACCGCCAUACUUGUUGUUGUGCUGAACUUGUGAGCGUUUUUUUUUCGACUUUGUGGCCUGGAGUCGGUGUUCCGUAGCUGCGUGAAGGGUUGGGGGUUGUUUUGGCCUCUUGUCUUGCCUUCCAGCACAAGAAGAGAAGUCAGCUUGAACGUUGGUGUGUGUAUAGUACUCAACCCGGUGUGUCGGAAGCGCUUUUUGUAUUUGAAAAAUAGUAUGGCGCUUCGUUUGUCAGAGACCCGUCCGCACUCUUCGUGAAGCGGUGCGCGAGCUGUGCGGUAGGUCCCGUUGUAGUCCGCGAGAAAGGUCUUCACCGCGGUGCCCUUGUAGGAUAACAAAACUAGACCUAGCAGGCAACCCGCGGCUUAUCGGAGCCCAGACGGUGAGUAGGGACGCCUCUUUUGCCAAGGCUGUUUGUUUUGGCCAUACUGCUGCAAUGUUGAGGUUUAGGGUAUAUAAUUAGGAAAUGAGUGCAGCGAUCGCACGGGGGGGUGAUGACCCCUUGUCUUUCUGUACGAUAACAACCUCUGCAAAUCCUGGGUCAGGACAAGGGCAUUGUUCCAGGAGACUCAUGUCCGCCGGGGAUGAAACCUUCCAAAAGGGAAGCCUCAGGAGUUGCUCCGAAACCACCCCUGU
Ectocarpus sp. CCAP 1310/34 is the source of this 1589-nucleotide messenger RNA. The record is from the annotation of a GenBank genome assembly. NCBI's taxonomy places the organism in Eukaryota, Phaeophyceae, Ectocarpales, Ectocarpaceae.